AUGGUGGUCUGCCCUUGGAGCUUUCUUGGUCCCCUUUCAGACGCACGGCCCCCAACAUCAUCAUCUAUUCAGAAGAUCCAAAAGCCAAAAACAUUCGCUUCUGUUCUUGCGGGCGCCGACGAGAAUAAUUUUACCAUAAGUCAGCUUCCAUCUCCUAUAAUUCGAGGUGACACUGUGUUUGUCAAGAUUAAUGAGACGAUCUACCAGGAGCAACUCAAGGCUUGUCGCACCAAUCUUAUUGGGCGUCUUCUUCUUCAGAAGGGUACCAUUCCCUUGAAAACUGAAUUGCUAAAAGCUUCUCUGGAUUCCUUAUGGCAGCCAUUGGGUCCAUGGAGACUAGUUCCCGGCAAGGGAUACUAUGACCUCCAUUUUAAUUCGAAAGCAGACUUGCGCAAGGUUUGGGGUGGUGGCACCUGCACUCUAGAGUCUAGAAUCUUUAGGUUGUCGCAAUGGCAGCCAGACUUUAAGCCUGGGGAUGUUCUUCCUCAAACCCAUGCUCAAAUAUGGAUAAGAAUAUCUGGUCUUAGUCAAGAGUACUGGCAUCAGCAACACAUCAUGGAAAUUGCAAGUGGUAUUGGCAUUCCAUUACAGAUUGAUGCGACAAUAAAGGAGCAACGUUUUGGGUACUAUGCUCGGGUAUUAGUGGACAUUGAUCUACUUGGUUCUCUCCCUUCAUCAAUUAUGGUGGAAAGAGAACAUCAUUGCUUUCCUGUUGGAAUUGUUUAUGAGAAUUUGCCUCCUCGAUGCAACCAUUGUGGUCUUAUUGGCCAUCAGACAACAAAUUGUAGGCAGUUGAAGUCAAAAGAACAAUCAAAAGAGCCUCAGAAAAAUCAUAACGUCAUCCGUCAAGAAUAUUGGCCCAAGCAGAAGGUUUCCAAUGUUCAUGCAGUUCCUACCAGUAAGGCUGCUUCUUCUGACCCUCAGAAACGAGUUAGGGAUGGUACAGAAACGAGGGAGGUUGUGGAUACCGUAACAAGGGAGGUUGUGGAGGGAGUUGAGACUCCACCCGCAAUGUCGCAAUUGGCAUCCAUUUCAGUAACUGAAGCUGUUACUGUUGAGCUUCUUACGGCUCACAAAGAUAUUCAUGCUCUGACCAAUGUUAGUGCCUCAGUUGUCGUGAACAAUGCUAGUAUCCCAGCUGCUACCCAAGACGGAGUUGUUGUCCUUGUGGGUAACGUUCUUGAAGAGGCUGCUUCAGAAAUAAUCGAGGAGCUUGCAGAGAGGGUGAUGACUGACUCUGUUAUUAAAGAGCGUAAUGAUGAUAACCAUGUCUCAGAUGCUUCACCCUCUCGCUCUUGGCAUGACAUUGUUCAAGAGGAGAUUAAUAGUGAUGAUGAGAUUCAUAUUGAGUCGGGUGAUGCUAAUGCAUCAUCUGAUCCUCCUGGAUUCGGUCCAGACAGCUCACGGGCUGCAGCAGAGGUUGAUGCAGUGACUCGUUCCAUGGAAGGGCAGGACAUUGAGGGUUUCAGCCCAGUUAUUACUAAGUCCCAAAAGAAAAAGCUUCAACGACAGAAGAAAGUUGGUGUUUCUUCUCGUACUGAACCAUACCCAGCACGGGUACGUCAAAAGUCUGUUCGUCUCCAAUGA
Rosa chinensis is the source of this 1587-nucleotide messenger RNA. RefSeq lists its product as uncharacterized. Bases 1 to 1587 code for a protein of 528 amino acids. The transcript has a single exon. The record is from RefSeq and is a predicted model, not a curated record. NCBI's taxonomy places the organism in Eukaryota, Viridiplantae, Streptophyta, Magnoliopsida, Rosales, Rosaceae.